GUGAAUUGUUGCAUUGAAGCUGGGGCUUACUAUAGCCUCAAAUGCUCACCAGAGAGUGAAACAAUUCUGUAUCAAGAGUGUACUUCGCCUUCUAGGCUCUACAAUUCUGGCACAGAGAGUAAUUGCCUUGACGAGUCCUCAUUCAAUCCCCUCUUGCUCUCUAUUCCUCAUGUCCAGCACCAAGCAAGUUCCGCUUGUGGGCUGAUAAUUGCAAGCUAUGUAGCUCUCCUAUUGACAUGGUUCGAGCCUGGUGCGUCGGCUUUUUUUCCCACACGAUCCCCGGCCCAGGUACCUGCUUUUACCCCUGACCAGAUUGCCAUCCCAUCUGUUCGUUAUGUGCAUCCGUACUCUUUGAUGACUUCCGAGAUGUCAGAACUCGUGAAACGAAUGAUCAACGCCAUCCAGCUGGGACCAACUGACGCCAUUCGCAAGGAUAAACACGGAUCGGGGUAUUGUAAUUUGUGACCGAAACACGAGAAUCUCAGCUUUGUGUAGGAACAAUGUUCAUACAUACCGGCCCUGCAAGUCGUUGGAGGGCUUAGGAUGUUUUGCUAUUUUGCACAUAGUCUCAAUCGGAGUAACUGUUCUCUUUUGAUUUGCUCAUGAAAUGAAAACACGAACCGAACCUUUUUUAUCAAGAAGAAGAAGCUUGAGCACAAUUUAUCACUUUAACUACUAUGUUUGGAUGUUUGGAUGUCCGGUGUCAAAUGCAUUCAAGAGCCAAUGGAUCUUAAGUUUACAAACGACACAAGACAUUAACUUCUCGUUAUCCUCUUGAUGACUGGCCGCCUGACUGCCGCUAUCAAUCAAGUUGGACAGGAACAUGGGUCUCUGAAGAUCUCUCACGUAUAUCUCGAUCAUGCUCCGAAGUUCAUCACUUUGAGGUAAGGGUCUUCAUAUAACUUGAUAACUCGUAAUGGACAGGCUAUCAGCCAGUACACCUAUUUAUGGAUAAGAUUCAGCCAAUCUGUCAUCACUGUUCAUGUUACCGGGCUGCGAAUAAACCUUUGAUCGAGUCGAGUUUGCUAACUGUAUAAGCAGGUCAGCCCUCUAACUACUUGUCCUCAGAGUUCAGCAGAUCUCCAAGAAGUGAUGUCUUUAUCAUGCCUUGUUCAAAGAAGGCAACCAAAAAUAACACCGCACGCUCUUGUUUGACUCCAGCGAUGAGCGAUGUUUAUAUAACCUACCUCGACCAGUUCAAUCAAUUUCUGGCUUGAAAUCACCCAACCAACGAAAGUAUGUGGCUGACAUUGUGCACGGCCACCGAACUUACCGCCACACCACAAUUAUAACAGCUGAUGUAAGCGUGGCAGUAGCCCCUCCUAACCGUAGCGGCCACACACGAAAAUCGAAAAAUUCAACCUACGUCGUCGCAACACCAUCACGAGUGCCGGUCGAAUACCUCAGCGCACCUCCCCACCGGCUGAUCGAUCUCGGAUCAUCAUCAAUAAAUCUCCUCUCUUAGUCAAGUCAUAUACAGAGGAGGUUGCCCAGCAUGCCUCCUCCGCCGCACCAAAAGCCUGAGAAUGUUCUCAAGAGGGCUCACGAACUCAUCGGAGUCGGCCAGGCUCCCGCCGCCUUGACUCUGCUCCAUGAGCACAUCACCAACAAGCGCUCCCGAAAUGUCCCAAUUAUGUCGCUGGAGCCUGUGAUGCUCCUCCUCGUCGAGCUUUCCGUCGAACAGAAGAAGGGCAAGCUUGCCAAGGACGCCCUUUACCAAUACAAGAAUAUUUCCCAGAACACAAAUAUUGCUACCAUCGAGCUGGUCCUUAAGAAGUUCAUCGAGCUCGCGGUUGAGAAGGUCACUGCCGCCCAGCAAAAGGCCGACGAAGUUCAGGAGAGCAUUGACGCUACUGCCGGCACCUCCAACAUCGACGAUCUCGAGGCCACCGAGACCCCGGAGUCCAUCCUCCUUGCUACCGUCUCCGGUGAGCAGUCCCGAGACCGUACCGACCGGGCUAUCGUCACUCCUUGGCUCAAGUUCCUCUGGGAGGCUUACCGAACUGUUCUCGACAUUCUCCGAAACAAUGCUCGUCUGGAGAUCCUCUACCAGAGCACCGCUACCCAGGCUUUUGACUUUUGUCUCAAGUACACUCGCAAGACCGAGUUCCGCCGCCUCUGCGAGCUCCUCCGAAACCAUGUGCAGACCGCUGCCAAGUACUCCUCUCAGAUGCACGCCAUCAACCUGAGCGACCCCGACACUCUCCAGCGACACCUUGAGACACGUUUCCAACAGCUCAAUGUCGCUGUAGAGCUCGAGCUCUGGCAGGAGGCUUUCCGAAGUGUCGAGGAUGUUCAUACUCUUCUUAGCCUCAGCAAGCGACCCCCCAAGAAUGUCAUGAUGGCCAACUACUACGAGAAGCUUACCAGAAUUUUCCUUGUCGGCGAGAACUACCUCUUUCACGCUGCUGCUUGGUCGCGAUACUACACUCUUCUUCGCCAGUCCUCUGUCCUGGUUGCCACUGGCCAGGGCAAGAAGGCUGACAACCCCCCUGCCUCCGACGCUGAGCUUCAGAAGGCCGCCUCUUUCGUUGUACUCUCCGCCCUUGCCAUCCCUGUCAUCAGCACAUCCCGAUCUCGAGGUGCCAUGGUUGACUUCGACGAGGCCAGAAAGAACAAGAACUCUCGCUUGACUCACCUCCUUGGAAUGUCUCAAGCCCCUACUCGUGCCAGACUAUUCCGGGAUGCCCUCUCAAAGUCCCUUCUUCAGCGCGCUCGCCCUGAGAUUCGGGAGCUUUACGAGAUCCUUGAGGUCGACUUCCAUCCUCUGUCAAUUUGCCAAAAGAUCUCUCCUAUCCUGACCAAGAUUGGCGCCGAUUCUGAGAUGGAGAAAUACAUUCUCCCUCUGCAGCAGGUCAUCCUUACCCGUCUGUUCCAGCAGCUUUCCCAGGUCUACGAAACCGUCGACCUGUCUUUCGUUGAGAGCCUGGCUCAAUUCCCUGAGCCCUACCAGGUCACUCGUGGAACUAUCGAGAAAUUCAUCAUGAAUGGUAACAAGAAGGGCGAUCUUUCUGUCCGCAUGGCCCAUGCCACAGGUGUUCUGAGCUUCGAUAACGAUGUCUUCUCAUCAUCCAAGGCUAGCCACGGCGGGUCUUCUGCCGGUUCUGCAGAGUCUGAGACCGGUACCGUCCAGCGUCUUCAGAGCACUCCCUCUGAGAUUGUCCGCUCCCAGCUUACCCGCCUCGCCAAGUCUCUCUUCACCACCUGCCAUUAUGUUGACCCUGGCUUUAACAAGGGACGCCUCGAGGCUCGUGAAGCUGCUCUCGCUCGCGCCAAGGCUGGUGCUGAGGAGGAGCAUCUGGCCAUUCUUUCACGAAAGGACCUUAUCCAGAAGCGCAAGGAGGUUGCUUCUGAGAUCCAAGCCAAGAAGGAGAAGGAGAAUGCCCGCCAGAAGAGACUUCGUGAGCAAGCCCUCCAAGAAGCCGAGGAUCUGCGUCUCGCCAAUGAGCAAAAGGAGCGCGAGGCCAAGCGCCUCAAGGCUGAGCGUGACCGAGUUCGCAAGGAGGAACUCAAGAAGCAGAUCGCCGAUCUUAAGAUUGGCGACAAGGCUAUCGAUAUUGAUCUGGAGGACCUUGACAACCUUGACAGCAACCGCCUACGCGCAAUGAAGCUGGCUCAGCUCGAGCGUGAGAAGAAUGAUGUUAACGAGCGUCUCCGCAUCACUGGCAAGCGUCUCGAUCAUCUUGAACGUGCUUUCCGUAAGGAGGAAGCCAAGAAGCUACACGAGGACUAUGCCAAGCAAAUUGAGCAGGACCGCAAGAUCUAUGAGACUGUCAAGGCCCAAACCCUCAAGGAUGCUGAGCAGAAACACAAGGAGAGUGUUGAACUCAAGCACCGACUUAGUCGACUGGUGCCUCAGUACGAGGAGUUCCGUGAUUCCCUGCAUGAUCGCCGUCGUGAUGAGUUCGAGAAGCGCCGUCGUGACGCUGAGCGUGAGCUUGAGAAGCAGAUCGCGCAGCGCAAGAAGGAGGUCCGUGACCGACGUCUUCGUGAGAAGCGUGAGCGCGAGGAGAAAGAGCGUGAGCUACGUGAGGCCGAAGAGCGCGCUGCUCGCGAGAAGGAGGAGCAGCGCAUUCGGGAUGAAGCUCGUAAGGAAGAGCUUGCCAAGCUCAAAGAGCAGCGGGAGAAGGAACGUCAAGAGAUGCUGGAGAAGGCUGCCCUUCAACAGCGACGCGAAGAAGAAGCACUGGCUCGUCGCAAGGCGGAGAAAGCUCAAGGGGCUGGUGGCUUCUCUCGUGGACCAGAGCGCACAGAUUCGUCCGAGGGCCGAAGACCACCUGUCUUUGGUGCCGGCAAAUGGCGAGAACGUGAGGCGGCCAACCGUGACGCUGGAGAUGCUCCUCCUUCUCGAGCACCUCCUGCCGAGAGGUCUGGUUCCAACGACCGACCUUCUGCUGGUGGUCCUCCCAAACUCAACCUCUCUGGUGGCAAGCCCAGCUGGCGAGAGCGUGAGGCUGCAAAGCAAGCCGCUGGUGGCGGAGCUGAUGCUGGAUCUUCCGCCCCUCCCCCUCGCUUCGCGCCUCGGGGUGGUGCGCCACCUAUGGACCGAAGCGGCUCUGGCCGUGCUGAGGAGGAUCGAAAGCAGUCUCCCGCUCCUCCUGCGGAAUCCCAGCCUGCUUCACGAACAGCUGGCAAGUGGGUUCCUCCUCACAUGAGGAACAAAUAAGCGAUGCAGACAGGGGAGAGAGAUCGCAGUUGGGCAUGCAUAGUUUGCGAUUCAGGCGUUCAGGAUUUGGUUUCUUGUUCUCCGUAGCAUGGAAGGAAAAGUAGUAGUAGUAUGAAUCAAUUCAAGACUAAGCGCAUACGAGCACCAUGUUACAACCGUUUUCUCAGCAGUCAAGCUCAUUGGUUAUCUAAGGGACAGGAUAGAUCAUGAGGUAGACGAAUGAUGACUUCUUACAACUUUAACAAGCAAUCUAGUGCCACAGCCUUUCUAGACCUGUUGUUUAUUAGUCUGCAUUCCUCG
Molecule: messenger RNA, 4966 nt
Organism: Fusarium odoratissimum NRRL 54006
Lineage: Eukaryota; Fungi; Ascomycota; Sordariomycetes; Hypocreales; Nectriaceae
Product: translation initiation factor 3 subunit A
Exons: 3
Coding region: 1496-4666 (1056 amino acids)
Biological process (GO): formation of cytoplasmic translation initiation complex; translation reinitiation
Cellular component (GO): multi-eIF complex; eukaryotic translation initiation factor 3 complex, eIF3m; eukaryotic translation initiation factor 3 complex, eIF3e
Molecular function (GO): mRNA binding; translation initiation factor activity
Source: RefSeq, a predicted model, not a curated record